UACUGGUUCAUUAAUUUGUCGUACAGCCUGGCACCUAUGUCAAAAACGAACUCUCGAGUCUCGACUAGUUUUCUAUUCGCUGGCAAGUUUUGCUAUCGUUCAAACCGGAAACACAAGAUCUAAACAAUAAUGUUUUGGUGAGGCAGAUCAAGGCUCACAAAAGUAACAAAAUCGAUAGGCCCAAGUGUGGAUUUCAACCUCUCAAUAUAUCCUACUUCUCCUGUGAUAUAAGCUUUUCACCAGGUCGACCCCAAGGCGGAAAAUGACGGAAAGUGAAAAGGACAUUGCAGUAAACGAGUUUGAGGAUGAUGACAAUGAGGAAGACAUACCCUUGGAAAAAAGGAAAAAGAUAUUUUCCAAAGAAUUGAGAUGCAUGAUGUAUGGCUUUGGUGAUGACCAGAACCCCUACACAGAGUCGGUGGACCUGCUAGAAGACUUAGUCAUCGAAUACAUUACUCAAAUGACGAGGAAAGCUAUGGAAAUCGGCAAAUCAGGUCGGAUCAUUGUGGAGGACAUAAUCUUCCUAAUACGAAAAGAUCCAAAGAAAUACUCUCGUGUGAAAGAGCUCCUGUUGAUGAGUGAGGAACUACGGAAGGCAAGGAAAGCCUUUGAUGAAAUCAAGUAUGCAACAACUAAGUGAUCUGAUUUCCCAUGUGUGCACAAGUGUAAAUUUGUGAAAAGAGGGCUCGGGUUGGUUUAUCAUUGCGUGAAUUUAGUAUGAAUGUCAUCAGACAAACUAGUGCUGUUUAUAUCAAGAUGUGCAUGAAUGAUAGGGAACAUAACUGAUCACUUUUGAGUGUGAGGCUGUUUGAAAUGAAUAUUAUUCAUGGAACAAUUGGUACAAUGCCUUAGCCAGACUUAUGUUUUUUUGGGGGGGUGGGGGAGGGCAAAAUCAUUCCCUUCACAUCUGUCAUGUUUGAGAAAUUUUUCUUCGAGUAGAUGGGUUAUUGAUUAAUGAUCUUCUUUUCUUUGCAAGGAUAGCGUAAUGAAGUAAUUGAAUGUGUCAGCUUAUCCCUAUCAAAAUGAUCAUUCAUACAGAGGCCUAUAUAAUGCUGGGAACUUAGUACUGAUGAGAAUAGCUUCCUUCAGUACAGUUUAUGAGGUGCCAAGGAUAAUGACGCUUAGUCCCACACAAGUUGAUAUGAGCUUGCUGUGUUGAAGUUGGUAUUAUCACUUACUGUACCUUAAUUGUCUUGCUGUACUACACUGUGAAAACUCUACCUGUUGGUAGGCAAACUACCCUUGCUUAUGUUUAAAUCUUGAACCCUGAACCUACAAGACCUGUGCAUCUGGGUUCUCUUUAGUCAACUGCAAGCAGGGUUAAAUUCUCGUGGAGGUUUCUAAGUCAGUUUAUUUUAAGCCGUAGUUUCACUUGCAAUUUCUCAAGUCCAGUGUGUCUGAAGAAAGUUAGAAGCAGCUGAACCAUGUUUCAAAGAAUUUAGCUUUGCGGUAAAUGUUUCAUGUUAUAAGUGAUGGAUUUAUCUGUUUAUGUUUUCUUUACUGUACUGUCAGACCUUGUUUUACUGCCAACCUUGGGGUGGGCAUGAAGUUGACAGUGAGAAAUGAUUCAGCUAUAACCAGAUGAAAAACAAUGUUAUAAUUAAUAAGUUGUUUCCGUUUGUUCCUUUGUACAAAAUUUUAUGAAAUGGCCUUCAGGCUUUCUGCAGGUGAUGCAUGCUAGCUCAUAGAGUUCUGUAUGGGAGACAGGGAGAUUAUCACUGUGUAGCUGCUGAAUAGAUGCUGUGCACAAUGUAUAGUGUGAACCUCUGGUGAUGUUGUUAGGCAAAUUUUCAUUAAAGUUUGGCUAGGGCCGUACAUCUCAAGCAGUUUUAGAUUGAGUUAUAAAGAGACAAGUAUGUUUUUACAUAUAUAUAGUCAUAGAAUGUAAGCGUCCCUAUUCUUGCAUUGGCAAACCUGGUGGUAAAAGGGGCUGAUAGUAAAAGUCUUAUUUCAUUUAAUGUUAGUCUUAUUUAAUUUACCGGUAAUAUAAUUUAAAAUAAAUUGAUACAGGUAGUACUAUUGUGUCAUUGAUAAUGUUAACUUUCAUCCUAUGUACAUUUCAUUAUAAGUAUAAUAUGUAUGUUAUUGUAUGGAACACUUUUUAAUAAAGAUGUUAAAAACUUAA
Messenger RNA from Aplysia californica (California sea hare), 2125 nucleotides. Its product is annotated as transcription initiation factor TFIID subunit 13. Bases 263 to 640 code for a protein of 125 amino acids. NCBI's taxonomy places the organism in Eukaryota, Metazoa, Mollusca, Gastropoda, Aplysiida, Aplysiidae. Gene Ontology annotation, molecular function: protein heterodimerization activity. The transcript is spliced from 4 exons. The record is from RefSeq and is a predicted model, not a curated record. Gene Ontology annotation, cellular component: transcription factor TFIID complex. Gene Ontology annotation, biological process: transcription by RNA polymerase II.